AUGCGUUGGACGCACGAAGAUUUAGAGGUUUCAGUUGCAGCAAAGCAGAAGAGAAUGGGGAACUUGAUGAACAAGGAGCCACCACCGCCUAUGGUGCUUGUCCCUCCUCUCUUCGACUUUCCUCCUCUGGCUGCACGCACCAGGAUGCUGGAGUCAUCUUAUAACGUGCUUUUUGGGAAGCUGGCUUUGAAGUGCCUUUUUGAGGAUUACUUUGAGGAAGCUUCACAUUUCUCCACAAGAAUUAUGCUGAAGCCAAUUGAUGACCCUCACGUCGAUUUCAUUGCAACCCUUUCAGGGCCGCUAGACCAUAAGCCGGACGAGAAAAUUGUGGGAAAUGCAUUGUUUCGCUGGCAAAGUGAUUUGGACGACCCUCAUUCAUUCAUGGACCUCUUUGCAUCAAGUUCUGAUCCCAUCUUGCAAAUGCGCUCUUCUGCUUACUACCCUAAAUAUGGAUUGGGAGCAUUCGGCAUUUUUCCAUUGCUUUUGCGAAAAAGUUCAUUGCCUCAUUCUAUCAACAUGUGGUUGUCCAGAGACGGGGAUCGUACUAUUGGAAAGACAUUAUAUGGUUUUGGCAUCCGUGUAGAAAAUCUCAGAGAAGCCAGUUAUCAAAGAGCUGAUCCAAAUUUCGUAAUGCUGACUCCAAGCAAGGAGCAUCUAGCAGAGGGCAUUCUUUGGAAAAUUGGGAAGCGGCCUAUGCUGCAAUCUGAUGUAAAUGCUGGAAAUUUUGAUGGUUUGCCAAGGGAAUUGAGACCCCUCGGGAAGAUUUUGUAA
Molecule: messenger RNA, 771 nt
Organism: Dovyalis caffra
Lineage: Eukaryota; Viridiplantae; Streptophyta; Magnoliopsida; Malpighiales; Salicaceae
Source: the annotation of a GenBank genome assembly